Ostertagia ostertagi is the source of this 555-nucleotide messenger RNA. The record is from the annotation of a GenBank genome assembly. NCBI's taxonomy places the organism in Eukaryota, Metazoa, Nematoda, Chromadorea, Rhabditida, Trichostrongylidae.
AUGAUCGUUGGUCGGAUUUGUGUGCCUGUGAUCAGCCGUUCUGUAACACUUUCUCCUAUCUCAGAUCUCAUACAAGGUAGUCCACCUCCAGAACUACCUCCGAUCACUGCCAGUUCUCUUCUCACUGUCCUCUUAGUUGUUGUACCGCUCACCGUUGGAGCGGCUACCGUAAUGGUUCGUAAUAGUUUGUGGUCGCCUUCAACUACUAUUGUCAUUUAUGCUAGCAGUUCGAUUCACGGGUGCACGUCUGUGCAGGCAGCGGCCAAAUGCAGAAACGCGACAACUCGUCCGCCAACUCGCUGCCUGGCUCGUACUCAGGUCGCACCCAUACGCUGUAACGUCGCCCGACGAGAUCGCCGUCACGCAUCAGAAUUAGUCGAUCGGGUGUCACGGAGAGAUUGCCGGACGACAUCAGCUCCGAUGGAACGUGAAUCGGUGACGGCGACGUUAGCCGAAAUCCACCCCAUGCGUCAACGGUCAGCACAGCUCGGGUCUCCCGUUCACACUCGCCAAACCACCUGCACAAGAGGAAUUGAAUCAGAGUGCUCUCAAUAA